CUCAGGGAUUUGGAACCAAUUGAAUUGGCCGCACUGCUCCCUGAGGUUUCAACUGAGUGGGUGAGCUGUACUACGGAAACAUUACGACGAUUGGGAAUCCUAGAGGAUACGUCAAAUAUCUACGGCUCAUCACCAACAAUCAAGAAGUGCGAGCCGCAGGAGCAACCAAGUCUUCUUGACACCCCAAUUCCUCGUCAAGUCCAAAUGUCCACAGAGGCUUCUCCACGCCAUCGUGUUUUUCCGCAUGAUCCGCACUGUUUGAACAGGGGAUCACAAACUCAUCCCUCUCAGUCGUUGCGGCCACCGCUUCCACCACGAUCUAACCAAUCAUUUCCAAGUCGACCGCAUACGGUUUCCACGGACGAGGAACCUCCUAUUGAGGAGACUACCUAUGAUGUUCUGUCAAGCCAUGCACGAGUUAGUUGCGAUAAUGACAAAGACGGUGACUGGUAUGACAGCCCGCGGCGGGUCUACGAUAUUCUGAGUCCUGGCGCGUCAUCCUCGAACAUUUCCUCAUCACCACUCGAAUCGACCCUCUCUACAACUUCCCUAUGCAGUAGUCUAUCAAGUGAGUUACGACUGUCGUCCUCGAAUCCGCCCUGUGAGAUCUCCAGCAACGAUUACGAUUGUUUACGAUCUGGUCAGGAUGACCUACCUACACGAUCCGUAGCAUUGAAUCUCUCCGUACUGGUCGAGCAAGUUCUAUUCGUUGAAGUUGCCGGAAGAGUCUGGGUAGCCGGCUGGUCCGAAGCUAAUGAUCGCCAAUUAGGCCAGCUAUUCAGUUUCGGUGACGAGCUUAUUGAGGUGGAGAAUAUUCCGAUACAAGGAUUUUCAAGUAUCCCUCAGUUGUUCUACAGCUUAUCGACACCUGGUACACCAGUGAAUCUCGUGUUGAGGUCAACUCCGUUUGGGCUCACCUUCCGCCUUAUGAAGCCGAUCACGAAGAAUAAGGAGAUUGGCAUUCGUCUGCACAAGAACAAGAAUCGGAUUGCCAACAUACUUCCCGACUCAUCGGCUGAUCGGCGGAACAUACCUAUAUCGAUGUCAUCACCAUUACGACCCGGCGUUGAGACUGCUGCGGUAAUCACCGAAGUGAACAAGCGUCGACUGAAUCCUUUCUCAAAAAACAGCCAGCUUUUCAAGCGACUUGACGAGAUCCGCGACGGUAGCGAAUUCACCAUCGUGUUGCAUCCGCACGAUUUUGUCAAACAAGUGAAACAAAAAAUUGUAGCCGUUCAUCAUUACAAGACAUUUCUAUGUCAGCAAUGA
Ostertagia ostertagi is the source of this 1269-nucleotide messenger RNA. NCBI's taxonomy places the organism in Eukaryota, Metazoa, Nematoda, Chromadorea, Rhabditida, Trichostrongylidae. The record is from the annotation of a GenBank genome assembly.